AUGUCCGACAUUGACCAGGACCCAAACCGGGUGGCCAUUGCGUUCAUCGAGUACUACUACAACCUGGUGCACUCGGGGACCGAGAACCUGUACCAGGUGUACGCGAAGGGGGCGACGUUGCGCCACGCAGACUUCCGGGACCCCGUUGGAGGGGAGGCUAUAGGUGUUGAAGGAGGAGAGCAGAUCCGCGAGUACUGGGGACGGUCGGCGCUGGCGGGGGCGAAAGUGAUGAUCCAGACGAUCGAGGCGACCAAGUCGUUUCAGGAGUCGAUCUUGAUUGUUUGUGUUGGCGAGCUUGUUCCUGGGCCGGUCCACGACACAGAGCCUGUUGCGUUCCGGUUUUCGCACACGUUUUUGCUUGUACCGACGGUGAAGCGGAGCGUUUACGACGUGUACAGCGACGUGCUUGCGUUUGUGCCGGACGUGGACGCUGUUUACGAGGAGCCGGAGCCGGAGACAGUGGAGUCGCCUGAGAGCGUGGAGAAGGAGGUGUUUUCCGUGGAGAGCAAGGACACCACGCCCGAGACGGGGCUGGGCGACGAGGACGAGUACGAGUCGUCGAAGCCGAUGAGCUGGGCGGACCAGAUCGCGUUUGCGGCGGCCAAGGCCAAGGCAGACAAGCCGGAGAAGAAGGUGAAGGAGAAGAAGGAGGAGAAGAAGGAGGAGACCAAGGAGGAGAUCAAAGAGGAGCCCAAGAAGCACAAGAGUCAGAUGGUGAACAAGAAGGGCCAGGUGGUGUACCCGAUCUACGUGAAGGGAGUGACCGGCAGCAUCAGCGAGGAGGAGCUGCAACAGAAGCUGGAGCAGAGCUUUGGACACGUUGAUCUGUGCAAGAUCGACCGGAUGAUUGCUCUGGUGAACUUCACGGAGCAGGGGUCGCAGAAAAAGGCGAUCAAGACGGGCACGAUCAGCGUGAAGGGCGUGGACAUCAAGCUGGAGCCGCGGGCGAAAAAAGACCUGGCUCCGGCCGCUACAAAGAAGAAGAAGAAGGCCAAGAACGGCCCGAACGGUCCCAACGGCUCGAACGGCUCGAGCGACGACGGGUUCCGCAAGGUGGGCAAGUAG
Ogataea philodendri is the source of this 1065-nucleotide messenger RNA. RefSeq lists its product as uncharacterized. Gene Ontology annotation, cellular component: ribonucleoprotein complex; cytosol; Ubp3-Bre5 deubiquitination complex. Lineage: Eukaryota; Fungi; Ascomycota; Pichiomycetes; Pichiales; Pichiaceae. The record is from RefSeq and is a predicted model, not a curated record. The transcript has a single exon. Bases 1 to 1065 code for a protein of 354 amino acids. Gene Ontology annotation, biological process: ribophagy; protein deubiquitination. Gene Ontology annotation, molecular function: mRNA binding.